Messenger RNA from Macrosteles quadrilineatus (aster leafhopper), 6684 nucleotides. Its product is annotated as acetylcholine receptor subunit beta-like 1. Gene Ontology annotation, molecular function: transmembrane signaling receptor activity; acetylcholine-gated monoatomic cation-selective channel activity. Gene Ontology annotation, cellular component: synapse; postsynaptic membrane; neuron projection. The record is from RefSeq and is a predicted model, not a curated record. Bases 23 to 1516 code for a protein of 497 amino acids. Gene Ontology annotation, biological process: nervous system process; regulation of membrane potential; signal transduction. Lineage: Eukaryota; Metazoa; Arthropoda; Insecta; Hemiptera; Cicadellidae. The transcript has 7 exons.
CACAUCUGCACUCGCGGCUCUAAUGCUGCUUUUGUACGGUACCAUCUUCCCCGGGUUGUGCUCAGAAGACGAGGAGCGCCUAGUGCGGGACCUGUUCCGAGGCUACAACAAACUGAUUCGACCCGUACAAAACAUGACUCAGAAAGUAGACGUGAGAUUUGGUCUGGCCUUCGUUCAACUCAUCAACGUCAACGAAAAGAAUCAAAUUAUGAAAUCGAACGUGUGGCUAAGGCUUGUUUGGAAUGACUAUCAGCUGCAGUGGGACGAAGCAGACUACGGCGGUAUCGGUGUGCUGCGAUUACCGCCAGACAAAGUAUGGAAACCGGACAUCGUAUUGUUCAACAAUGCUGACGGUAACUACGAAGUCCGAUAUAAGUCUAACGUGCUGAUUUACCCGAACGGCGAAGUGCUCUGGGUUCCGCCCGCCAUAUACCAGAGUUCAUGUACGAUAGACGUAACUUACUUCCCGUUCGACCAGCAAACAUGCAUCAUGAAGUUUGGUUCAUGGACGUUCAACGGUGACCAAGUGUCCUUAGCUCUGUACAAUAACAAGAACUUUGUGGAUCUGUCAGACUACUGGAAGUCGGGUACCUGGGACAUCAUCGAGGUGCCGGCGUACCUCAACAUCUACGAGGGGCCGCAUCCCACUGAGACCGACAUCACCUUCUACAUCAUCAUCCGUCGCAAAACUCUCUUCUACACGGUUAACUUGAUCCUGCCCACGGUCCUCAUCUCGUUCCUGUGCGUGCUCGUGUUUUACCUGCCCGCUGAGGCAGGGGAGAAGGUCACACUUGGUAUCAGUAUCCUCCUCUCACUCGUUGUGUUCCUCCUCCUCGUCUCCAAGAUUCUCCCGCCCACGUCGCUCGUGCUGCCCCUCAUAGCCAAGUACUUGCUGUUCACCUUCAUCAUGAACACCGUCAGUAUUUUAGUCACGGUUAUUAUAAUCAAUUGGAACUUCCGAGGUCCCAGGACGCAUCGUAUGCCGCCCUGGAUCCGUGCGGUCUUCCUCUACUACCUUCCCAUCGUCCUGCUCAUGAAGCGGCCCAAGAAGACGAGGCUGCGUUGGAUGAUGGAGAUGCCCGGCAUGUCCGCGCCUCCGCACCCCUCGUACGGCAGUCCGGCCGAGCUGCCAAAGCAUCUGCCCCCCUCGGCGCCGGGCAAGAGCAAAAUGGAGGUGAUGGAGCUGUCCGACCUCCAUCACCCAAACUGUAAGAUCAAUCGCAAGGCAAGCGCCGAGCGGAGAGAGAGCGAGAGUUCGGACUCGCUGCUGCUGUCUCCUGAGGCGUCCAAGGCGACUGAGGCUGUUGAGUUCAUUGCAGAACAUCUACGAAACGAGGAUCAGUAUAUACAGAUCCGGGAAGACUGGAAGUACGUAGCCAUGGUGAUAGAUCGGCUGCAGUUGUACAUUUUCUUCAUAGUGACGACCGCUGGUACUGUGGGAAUUCUCAUGGACGCACCACACAUAUUCGAAUAUGUGGAUCAAGACAAAAUAAUCGAGAUCUACCGUGGUAAAUGACUUGCCGCCUGUUACCGUGAUACUAAUAGGAUACUGUACGUAAAAAACAAUAAUUUAAAAGUAUUGACAUUGUUUUCUUAUAAAUAUUACAAUUAUAUUAUAAUUGAAAGUUGUGUAUAAAUUGAAAAAUGUUGUUAUUGGCCUCUUCGUGGGUUUUAUCUGCACGUAGGCGAGCGAAGACUAGAGUAUUGCUUUGGGUCACAGAAAUCAACUCCUCCUCUUGAUCAUAAUGAAUCAAAUAUUUCAUCGGUUAAUAAAUCUAAAUUAGUUUAAAGUAACCAGGAUUCUAAUAUAAAAUAGUGUGUAGUGACUCAAUUUAGAUUUACCAGUCAUUUGUGUUAGAUAAAUCAUAAGUAACACAAAUCUUUACAAAAUCAAGUUCUAAACAACCAUUUAAAUCAACAAGUAACAUAUAAAUGAAACAAUCGCCAACAAAUUUCCCUAAACCGUAUUUUAGCUUGGUUUAUCAUAUUUGUCUAUUUAUAAAGCCAUAUGAAUACCGGAUAAUUUCAUUAAAUCGAUUCAAACAAGAUUUGAACCCUCGUGUGGCCUUACUUUAAACUUAACUUGUACGAAUAAAUUUUUGUACCUAAAGAUGUGAUUGGAGGCGAAUCCUGUGACCCGACAAUACCUAGCAGCCUGCCAAUGCUCAGUAUGCUUGAGAACAAUAUGCUUUAAACACUGUGGACAUUUUAAGUUCCACUUUUAACGUACAAGUCCACUAAUCAGACAGUAGCGACUAGGGGGGAAGUGUUGGGGGAAGGGGGGGUUAAAACUAUUAUGAGCUCCUUCCACACUUUAAUUUGACUUGAAGUACUAAAUUGUAACUUGGUUUAACCUUUCGUAUAUUCCACGACAAUAACACCCAUGAUUUAGUGUUGCUCAACUAACUACCGGUACCGGUACCACAAACAUAAAAUUUGAUGAUUUUAAUUAUUUCCGUUCUGUGUUUUCAUGACUUUCAGAAAUCUUUCUUAAAUACAUUAUUUCCUUUCACUAUUAGUUAAAUGAACAAAAUACCCAUUGGAAAAGAAACCAUUAUCGUUUUUUUCCUAGGACUCUUUGAACUAAAGUUUUUCCUCAAAAUUUCAACAUUCGAUGGUCAAGACAUGUUGUUCUUGGAAAUGCAAAUCAAACUUCUUCCGACUGUGGCUCUCAUAUGCAUAUUGUUCUCGGGUAACUCACAUAAAAUAUGCAUUUUAAUGUUGUGUUGCUCGGUACUAGUCCAUUAUCUGAACGUAGUUUAGAAAACAAGCCUUUCAACAUCUACUGGACAUCUCAUUACGAGAUGUCUGGCGAUGUACAGGCGUCGUGUGCUCAACAUUAUGUAUCUGUAGAGACUCUUAUUUUAUUAAAAUAUUAAUUAUAUAUAAUAAAUCGAUAAACAUAAUGUAAUAAACAAGGGGGAUGCCCUGAGAACGUUCCAUCUACGGGUGUAGGUCACUCCGAUCACAGAAGCUCAACAACUCGAUUUCUAUUCGCAAUAACAUUAAACCGUAACAAAUUUCUUUGUGGAUAUUGUGUGAAAUUUAUUUUCUACGAGAAUGAUUUGUUAUUACAUGUUACUUAAUAUUUAAGAGUCUUAAUAUCAUAGUAGGAGUCGAUGUGAACGAUGUACAGAAAAAGCUAUUGUUUUAGGUAUUACGAAAUGAAAUUUUAUACAGACCAUCGAUUUGUAAAAUAAGUAUAUCCUUAGAAACUAAGCAAUACAGCUUUCACGUUUUGAAGUGUGACACUUCUACAAUCAAAUUUAUAUUUGUUAGUUAAGUUUCUUCGUGCAUAAUGUUAAUCUUACAAAUUGCCGGAUCGUUUAAGUGGACUAAGAAGAAAUCCUUCCUUGACAAAAUCUGUUUGUACAAUGUUUAGGGUAUUUCAAAGAUUCACUACAUUUUUUGCUUUUAACCGAUUUCAAUACAUUUGAGGUAGUAUCAUAUAAUAAUUCAUACCACAGAUUGUUCUGAAACUUGUAUUUUUAUCAAAUAUUAUGCAGUGUGUUUAUACUACGAGGAACAUAGAAUACAUUUUAGGGGUAAAAUGGUCUUUAUGGAUCAAGAUAAAAAUUAAGAAGAUUAUAGAUUUCACAAAUUCAAUGUAAUUUUAAAAUUUUCUGAAUAACUCAUGUAAAGAGAUAAGUGCUUGUGAAAAUGUAUUUACGUUUUAAAAUGUUUGUAAUCGUUAAAUUUAAAUUAUUCAUUCCAACCUUCGACUCACUUUUGUUGAAUACAUUUUAAUAAUCACCCAAAUAAUCAUAGUUGUGCAGGUUUUGUCUUUGCAUUUCAUCAGGUAACUAAACAGUGUAGUCAUUGAAACCUUUUUAUGUAAAUGGUAAACUUACCAUAGAGAUUUAAUUUAAUUAAGUUUAGAAUAAUUGUAGUCUAAAGUAAUCAUUUACUACAAUUGUUAUUUAGAAUUAAACAUCACUAAAUAUUUUUACGGUUAAAAUACAGUUUUUUUAUGAACAUUUUCAAAUUCACACUACUCUUUUAUAUCAAAGACAUUCUCAUCAUCUAAUCUUUUUAAUUAGCUUAAAUUAACAGUAGCACUGCUUUUUAAACUAACUUUUUAUAUUAAUUGUUAUCUAUCUUCCCAAUGAAAAUACCAUACCACUACCAGUUAGCUACCUUUGUGUUAGCAUACCCAAAUAUUACAUCUAUUGUUCUCUAAAGCAGUUGGCUACAUUUGAGUUAGCAUACCCAAAUAUUACAUCUUUUGUAUUAUAAAACAGUUUGCUACAUUUAGGUUAGCUUACCCAAAUAUACAUCUAUUUUAAUCUAAAGAAGAGGUGGUUUCUGUGGUUUUGGUUCCGGGUGAGUGCAAAAACUACUGAACUGACUGAGCUGAAACUUGAUAGAAAUGAAGAUCAUGUUGGAAUACCAACACAUCAUAUCCUGUAUUUUCAUGUUGUUGAAAUUCAGUCAGUGUGUGAUCCAUAUAAACAUAACCCUUUUUAACUUGAGCUUUCGGAAGUAAGGACAGAUCUAUGAUAUAUUCUACACAACUUCAUCUGGAUAGGUUCAGUAGUUUUUGCCUUUAACAAUCUCACAGAAACAUUUUCUUCUUUAUGAUAUAAUAGAGACUAUUAAGUGAGUCAAAUAUGACUUAAUGAAUCCUAUCAGGCCAGGAAAAUUGUAUUCAGGGAUUCAUUAAAAUAAUCUAAAUGUACAUGAAAUGGGUGUUAAUUUUGAUCUCAAAUUCUGUAUUGUUAUCAGCAAGCUUCUCCUUCCAUUACCCUGAACUAAAUAAGAAAUAUAAAAUGAUAAAAUGUACCAUAAAUUACAGAUUUUGUGUGUGUUACUUUAGUGACUAAUGAUAUACUAUAUGUUUUAACUUGUAAAUAAUAUUUACAGGAAAGUUAUGUAUAGAUGCUGAACCCGCUUAAUGAUUUAUUAGUAACCAAAAGACACCGGUAAAUGUUAACUAAUAAGUACAGUAAGAGAAAUAUCUACGGGUAGUGAAAUAUGGGAGAUGUAAAAUAGCUGCGGAACGAUUCAUUGUUAGUUUCUAUUUGAGUUGGGUAGCACGUUUAUUUUAUUUCUUAGACAAUCUAUGCAAAGACUUAAUAACUAACGAACUAUGUUUCGCCGUUGUGAGAUGUUUUGGAUUCCCGAUGGAUGACUGUAUGAGUGAAUGAAUGAAACUAUUUUGGAUGCAUAUACUGCCUCAAUAUGUUAAGACUAUGUUAAAAGUGAAACCUGUACAUUACAAAUUGUGUAUAAAACUAUAUAUAUUAUAUAUAAGACUUGAGUACAAUAUAAGGAAGGAUUAAAGAUCGGUAGAUAUAUUCGAUUUGUUAAUAACUAUGUAUUUUAUUAUUUGAAUGUGAAAAUUACAUUUUGUUGGUUAUGGUUACGUACCAUAUUGGUGUUUCAAACUCCUUGACGUCAUAAUCAAAGAACUGUAUUAUAAGGGUUGAACACUUCAUUUUUACAUAAGUUCUAAUGAUGUUGAAACACACUCAAACUGUUUGGUGUAGUAAUUUUGCUGAGAUUUUUUUGUAGGUUUUGGUGAGGAAGAGAGUUUCAGUCAUAAAAAGUUGUUAACAAGUUCAGAAUCCCCAGAAAGUUCAUAUACAUAUUGCAAAUACAAACGCACAAAUAUACUUCGUUUAUGUUUAAACCAUAGAAAGCCCCACCUGUUUUGCCUGUAUAGAAAAACUAUUUGAAUUUUUCAAGGUUCUACAGCUGUUUCUUACAUAAUCUAACUAAAACACUCAGGUCCAAAAAAAAAAAAAUCAUGUAACCAUCCGUUUAUGGUUGAUAAAGAAUUAAAAACUGAAAAACAAAAUCAAUUGGAUAUUCUAGUAUAAUUCGAGAUAGAAAAAUUUGUUUACCCAAAGGCAGAGUUAGAACAUUAUUGAAAAAAAAGGGCACCAAUAACUUUUAUUCUAGAUUAAUUUAGAAGGAAAUUAAUCCACACCUAAUUUUACUUUGCCACUUUAGUUCAUUUGCUAUGCUUUACCAAAAAAAAAAUCAAAUUUGUAAUGUAAAGAAUCAAAUUAAAAAAAAAUAAGUUCCUUAGGUCAAUGCAAAUUAAGAAACUUGAGUUUUGAAACACACUUCUACAACUAUGAUCUACAGCUUAUACGUACUAUUUCUUUACGUCGUGGAUGAAGAGAGUAAUCGGAGUAUUGAAAGUAUCGGGAAGUAUCGCCGAAGUUGGCUAAAUGUUUCCCUAUUGCAUUGUGGUGUCAUUUAGUGUCUCCUUGCUUGUGAACUCCUUCUUUGUAAAUAACCACCGGCAAAGACAAAACAUAACUGCAGGAAAGAGUUGUUCGAAAAUGUUCAUUUGAAUGUCAAACCACAUCACUUGCGAUAUGAGUGUAUCAUUUGAACAAUCAUUUUACUAAAACUACAUUUGUCAGGAAAAAUCUCGUUAAAUGAUGUCACGUUGUACGCAAUGUUUUCUAAAUGGCCAUUUUCGCUCACAUUUGUAAAAAUAAAUAUUCCUGCCAUACGACAUCAAUAAUGAGACUCACGAUGCCAAACUCGACCGAAACACUAAUUUAUUUUAUAUACCGUAAACAAAACUUUGUUCUCGUAUGUUGCAAAAUCUAUCACCACAUUUAUACUAUAAUACAAUAAAAAUAGUUAAACCUAACUUUUUAAACCAAGUGAUUGUCAAUAAUAUACUAAAUCGUUUAAAUUUGUAUGUAAUAAAAUAAAUGUAAU